Molecule: messenger RNA, 630 nt
Organism: Anneissia japonica
Lineage: Eukaryota; Metazoa; Echinodermata; Crinoidea; Comatulida; Comatulidae
Product: cytochrome c1, heme protein, mitochondrial-like
Exons: 4
Biological process (GO): mitochondrial electron transport, ubiquinol to cytochrome c
Molecular function (GO): heme binding; electron transfer activity
Source: RefSeq, a predicted model, not a curated record
CCAAAUCCUUACAAGAAUGAAGAGGAAGCUAGAUUAGCCAACAAUGGUGCUUUACCUCCAGACCUGAGUUAUAUGGCUUUAGCACGUCAUGGUGGAGAAGAUUAUGUUUAUGCAUUAUUGACUGGGUACUGUGACGCACCUGCUGGGGUGGAGGUCCGUGAAGAAUUAUACUAUCACCCUUACUUCCCUGGACAAGCUAUAGCCAUGGCUCCUGCACUUUAUAAUGAAAUUAUUGAAUAUGAUGAUGGCACCCCAGCUACACUAAGUCAACUUGCUAAGGAUGUCUGCACCUUCCUAAGAUGGGCUGCAGAACCUGAACAUGAUCAGCGUAAAUUAAUGGGAAUGAAGAUGUUAAUGAUUAUGUCAGUGCUAGUUAGUGUAGCCUUCUAUGUGAAGAAAACAAAAUGGUCCGUGCUUAAAUCAAGAAAGAUUGCCUACAAGCCACCGGCAUAAUUUCUUAAGGAGAGUGAAUAUUUUAGACAGAGUUUGUGUUUGAGCCAACAUUGUUAAUAGUGGAAUGACAGGAAGACACAAUUCCAUCAUUUCUAAAGAAAGUUCAUAUUAAUACAUACACCUAUUAUGUCCACUGUGGCAUAAAUCCUGUAUAUUUACAUCAGAGCAAUAUAAAUU